AUGACUGACAAUGAAGGACAGAAUGGCCCAGGAGACCACCAACAGGAGAAAACUGCUAAGCAAUUGGAAAAAGAAGCAAAGAAAGCGGCUAAAUUAGAAAAGUUAAAAGCUAAGUUGGACAAGAAAAGUACUGUACCAGCUGUUCAAAAAGAUAAGCCAGAGAAAAAAGCCAAAGAGACUAAAGAGAGUGCAGUGUAUUCUGCUAAAACAGCACCUGGGGAAAAAAAAGAUAUCAGUGGGCCAAUGCCUGAUGCUUACAGCCCACAGUAUGUUGAAGCAGCUUGGUAUUCAUGGUGGGAAAAUCAAGGUUUCUUCAAACCUGAAUAUGGAAGAAAAUCUAUAUUAGAGCCUAACCCUAAGGGCAAAUUUGUGAUGGUGAUCCCACCGCCCAAUGUCACUGGUACUUUACAUCUUGGGCAUGCACUCACCAAUGCAGUUGAGGAUGCUAUUACCAGGUGGCACAGGAUGAAUGGCAGAACUACUCUAUGGAAUCCAGGUUGUGAUCAUGCAGGUAUUGCGACCCAAGUGGUAGUGGAGAAAAAGGUUUGGAGGGAAGAGAAGAAAACCAGGCAUGAUCUCGGUAGAGAAGAGUUCAUUAAACGCGUGUGGGAUUGGAAGAAUGAAAAAGGAGAUCGUAUCUACUCCCAGCUCCGAUCUUUAGGCUCGUCUUUUGACUGGUCGCGAGUUCGAUUCACAAUGGAUCCGUCGAUGUGUCGCGCUGUGAACGAGGCCUUCAUACGCCUCCACGACGCCGGCGAUAUUUACCGAGCGAACCGCUUAGUUAACUGGUCUUGCACACUAAAGAGUGCUAUCUCAGAUAUUGAAGUGGAUAAGAUGGAGUUGACGGGUAGGACUAUGUUAGCUAUACCUGGUUAUGAACAAAAGGUCGAAUUUGGUGUUUUGGUGCUGUUUGCAUAUAAAGCAGAGGGUACAGAGGAAGAGGUGGUUGUGGCCACUACUCGUGUAGAGACCAUGCUGGGGGACGUGGCUGUUGCUGUUCAUCCCGAGGAUACUAGGUAUAAGCAUUUAAUCGGGAAAAAUUUGGUGCAUCCGAUUCUGAAAAGGAAGUUGCCAGUCAUCGCUGACGAAUAUGUGGAUAUGAACUUUGGGACAGGUGCGGUUAAAAUAACGCCGGCUCACGACCCUAACGACUACGAGAUCGGGAAACGGCAUAACCUGCCCUUCAUCACGAUCUUUGAUGACGAGGGCAACAUGCUGGAUAACUGCGGACCCUUCUCUGGCAAGAAACGUUUCCACGUGCGCCGCGAGAUCAUCAAAACGCUAGAACAGUUGAAGCUGUAUAAAGAGACGAAGGAUCACGCGAUGGUGGUUCCGCUCUGCAGCCGCUCUAAAGACGUUGUCGAGCCGAUGUUGAAACCGCAAUGGUAUAUAAAGUGCGAUACGAUGGCCGCGGAGGCUAUCAAGGCUGUGAAGACGGGCGAGUUGAAGAUAAUACCGGAUGUUCACGAGAAGAUCUGGUACCACUGGAUGGAGAACAUUCGCGACUGGUGCAUUUCGAGGCAGCUGUGGUGGGGACACCGCAUCCCGGCAUACAGAGUCACAUUGCCCGCAGCUGAGUCGCAGGGCGAAGUCCAAGUGAACACUUUGUCGCGACGACGUCGCACGCGCUCCGGACGCAAGAAGAGCCGCGCGAAACCGCGUAGGCCUCCGCCCCAAAACACCACUCGCAAAGAAGAAGAACUAUGGGUCGCUGCUCAUUCAGAGGAAGAGGCGCUCGCAAAGGCAUCGGCCAAGUUCGGAGUGUCGAGUGAACAAAUAACUUUGAAGAGGGACGAAGAUGUGUUGGACACUUGGUUCUCCUCUGGUCUAUUUCCCUUCUCGAUAUUCGGAUGGCCGGAUCAGACGGAUGACUUAAAGGCUUUUUACCCAGGAUCAUUAUUGGAGACCGGUCACGACAUUCUAUUCUUUUGGGUGGCGAGGAUGGUUUUCUUCGGGCAACGACUGCUCGGAAAGCUGCCUUUUAAGGAAGUAUACCUUCACCCGAUGGUACGCGACGCUCACGGCCGCAAGAUGUCCAAGUCCUUGGGCAACGUGAUCGACCCGGUGGAUGUUGUGCGAGGAGUCACCCUGGAACAGCUUCACGCACAGCUCCUGGAAUCGAACCUCGACCCCAAGGAGGUGGAGAAGGCCAAGCAGGGACAGAAGCAAGAUUACCCCAACGGUAUACCGGAGUGCGGCACUGACGCGUUGAGGUUUGCGCUGUGUGCAAUGACGCAAGGGCGCGACUUGAACCUUGACAUCCUGCGGGUGCAGGGUUACAGAUUCUUCUGCAACAAACUCUGGAACGCCACCAAGUUCGCGCUCAUGUACUUCCCCAAGGACACCACGUUUAAGGUGCACACACCUAGUCUUCCAGCUCUGUUCCCAAUGGACCAGUGGAUGCUGUCGCGUUUGUCGUUAGCAGUGCAGAAGGUGAACGCCGGCUUCCGGAACUACGACUUCCCGUCCGCCACCACGCAUUGUUAUAAUCUGUGGCUUUACGACCUGUGCGACGUUUAUUUGGAGUAUCUCAAGCCCGUUUUCGCCGCUGGCACUGACUCCGAGAAAGAAGCAGCUAGAAGGACUCUGUACACCACGUUGGAGUACGGGCUGAAGCUGCUUAGCCCGUUCAUGCCUUUCGUUACCGAGGAGUUGUAUCAACGGCUGCCCAGAGCUGAUACUUCGUGUCCGUCCAUAUGUGUAGCCAGUUACCCUACUGAAUCGGACACUCCCUGGCGCUCAGAGCAACUGGAGUCCGAUGUUGAAACAGUUUUAAAAAUGGUGCACCUCAUCCGUUCCACUCGUUCUGAAUACAAUUUAACCAACAAGCAGAAGACGACAGCACAUCUGAUCAUUUCCCCAGAGCUCAAAGUGGAGGAAUUAAGGAGUCUGUUUAGAAGUCUGCAAUCUCUUGCUAACACUGAAUUAAGUGAUGAACAACCACCAAUUGGAUGUUCCAUUCUUACAGUGUCUGAUAAAAUCGAAGUGCAUUUGGUGUUGAAGGGCCUUAUCGACCCCCAAAAAGAGAUUGCCAAGAUUGAAAAGAAGAAAGAAGCACUAUCACAAACCAUAAGCAAGUUGCAACAAGCAAUGACGGCAGAAGACUAUACAGUCAAAGUGCCCACUGAAGUUCAGAAAAGUAACACCGAAAAACUUUCACAAUCUCAAGGCGAGUUAGAGCGGCUAAAUAAAGCCGUGGAAACUCUUAAACUAAUGUAA
Molecule: messenger RNA, 3219 nt
Organism: Parnassius mnemosyne (clouded apollo)
Lineage: Eukaryota; Metazoa; Arthropoda; Insecta; Lepidoptera; Papilionidae
Source: the annotation of a GenBank genome assembly